Molecule: messenger RNA, 3234 nt
Organism: Salvelinus fontinalis (brook trout)
Lineage: Eukaryota; Metazoa; Chordata; Actinopteri; Salmoniformes; Salmonidae
Gene: ddit3
Product: DNA-damage-inducible transcript 3
Exons: 2
Coding region: 1-1173 (390 amino acids)
Biological process (GO): positive regulation of intrinsic apoptotic signaling pathway; ER overload response; negative regulation of transcription by RNA polymerase II
Cellular component (GO): CHOP-ATF3 complex; CHOP-C/EBP complex; cytoplasm
Molecular function (GO): DNA-binding transcription activator activity, RNA polymerase II-specific; RNA polymerase II cis-regulatory region sequence-specific DNA binding; transcription factor binding
Source: RefSeq, a predicted model, not a curated record
AUGACUGCCGAGUGGCUUCACCUGCCCCCUCCGUACCCCCCAGGUGUGGGACCGCUGUGUGGUGCAGAGUCUUACCCCCCCGGUGUGGGGCCGCUGUGUGGUGCAGAGUCGUACCCCCCCGGUGUGGGGCCGCUGUGUGGUGCAGAGUUGGAGGCGUGGUAUGAGGACCUGCAGGAUAUACUGGGAUCAGACGGGGGCGGGGCCAAACUGGCGCGUGCCCCUCCCUGCUCUGAGAAGGAGCCGGAGUUCCUAGAUGUUCUGGAGAGCUGUUCCCUGACAUGGCUGACAGACGGGGUGGGAGUGGGUGUCGUGGGGGAGGCGUGGGACGGAGGUGAGGGGGUCCAGAGGGUCACGAUCCCGGAGGAGCCUCCUACCCAUCCACUCCACCACAUCUCCUCCAACACCUCCCGUCCGAGUCCAGCUGAGGAAAGGGCAGAGAGGCAGGGGGACAGAGAGGGAGGGAGGGAUGGAGAAAGAGGUGGCUCUGGAGGAGGGGACCUGUUGCCCCCAGAGUUCUUUGAGUUGCUGAACGAGGGAGGGGUGGGCAUGGUGGAGACAGGAGGGGUGGGCAUGGUGGAGACAGGAGGGGUGGGCAUGGUGGAGACAGGAGGGGUGGGCAUGGUGGAGACAGGAGGGGUGGGCAUGGUGGAGACAGGAGGGGUGGGCAUGGUGGAGACAGGAGGGGUGGGCAUGGUGGAGACAGGAGGGGUGAGCAUGGUGGAGACAGGAGGGAUCAUGGUGAGCGGUAGCUACCACCAUCAUCAGCUUCAUCAUCACUCCGACAAUCUCCAACAACCUGAGUCUCCCUCCGCCAGCGAGGAGGAAAACACCUGCGUCCCAGACUCUCCCUCCUGCUCUUCCUCCGCCUCUCCGUCCACCUCUCUCAACUGCUCUCCUCCUUCCUCUCCUACUAGCACCUCGUUCUCCUCGUCUCGGCAGGACAAACGCAAGAGGGGCAACUCUCUGUCCUUCCCUUCCUCCGGCUCACACUCAUCCUCCUCUUCCUCUUCUGCGAAGAAGAGCAGGAGAGAGAGGGAUCAGGAGAACGAGAGGAAGGUGCAGGAGCUGACAGAUCAGAACGAGAGGUUGAAAGCAGAGAUAGACAGACUGGGAGAGGAGGUGCAGAGGACACGCCGAGCCCUGAUAGAGAGAUUAGUUAACACCAGGAAGUGAGGGAGGAAGGAAGACAGAAAAUGAGCAUUUGGAAUAGCAAGUUGGCGGUGAAGAGUUUAACGCAGUGGUGACUUUGAAAUGCAUUUUAAGACAGCGUUAAAGAGAGAAACCAAAAGAUAUGUUUUAAGAAGAAAGUUAAAUUAGAAUUUUAUGAAAAACUGUAUGAGAAAGUAAGAAGGAAAAGAUAGAUAUAAAGAAAGAGCGAGCGAUGGAAGAGCAAGUCAAAGGAAAACCACGGAGAGGAAGAACUGUGGCAGUGACAAAUGGACAUACAGGGUGUAAAGUAACGGAGGAAAAGGUUGAGAAGGUGGAUGGGUCAUGUUCUCUGUUGAGAGGUUACAGUGUACUGUAUCUACAUGUAGGGCCGGGUGUCAGGAAGAAUCUUUCAAAUAGAUGGGUUAACUAACGUAGAAUGAUUGGGUCGUUUAGAUUAUUCAGUCAUGUGUAGCGUUCAGUAUGAAGUACGGAUGGGUUAGAUUCAAUUAAACGAUUGGGGCCUUUGAUUCCAAAAUGAAGGGAUUGAUUCGGAAGCAUCUAAGUAUGAAGAUUGUGAACCAACAUCUAUCCCAAGCGUUGCAUGGGUCACGUUCAUUAAGCAUCAAAUGGAAAGAAACAAAGUUGGACUACAUGGACAAAAAAAAAACAUAUGUUUAGUUCUGUUGCAAAACAUUUUAAAACGUUUUCUGUUGCGUGCCCUAAUGAAUGCGGUUCUGAUUGGGCGUUUCGCUCGUUAAGCCUAGUGAAGUGAUUUGUAUGAAGUAGGGGUUAGUAAAAAUUCUGAUUUGUUUUGGGGGUGUCGGCAUUGAGUCCAAAAUUACGGCUAAUUGAAAAAACAAUUCAAGUGAUUUUCUUCCAUUGCUAGGAGUUAUUGAUUGGGGGUUUGGUAGGAAUUUGUAUUGAUCGGACUCAGAAACCAUCAACAAAGCGAUUCUGACAAACUUGUGUUGGUCUCAUUCCUAGUAUGACGGUAGUGAGGACUCAAACAAGGAGAGUGCAUUUCAUUGUCACGGCAUCCUUUAUCUAGCCUGGUUAAACCUGACUGAAUGCUAAGCCUACUUUUGUUUCACUGGGACGCAACCAUGAAACGUAGCUAAAAUUGUUUGAAUACCAGGCUAUCCCUUAUCCGCCAACCUCAAAUCUAAGAUUAAUCCUAAAGACUGCAGAAGCCAUCAGAGAUAAUAUUUCUUGUCCAGUUUGUGGAGUAAUAUAGAGCUCAGGAAAGUUUGUCAGUCAGUAACUCAGUACUUAUAUAAGCCGCUACGGCUUUACUGUGCGUGAAUAGUUUUACACCGAGAACGUGGAUAGUUUUACACCGAGAACGUGGAUAGUUUUACACCUAGAACGUGGAUAGUUUUACACCUAGAACGUGGAUAGUUUUACACCAAGAACGUGGAUAGUUUUACACCAAGAACGUGGAUAGUUUUACACCUAGAACGAGGAUAGUUUUACACCGAGAACGUGGAUAGUUUUACACCGAGAACGUGGAUAGUUUUACACCGAGAACGUGGAUAGUUUUACACCGAGAACGUGGAUAGUUUUACACCUAGAACGUGGAUAGUUUUACACCGAGAACGUGGAUAGUUUUACACCGAGAACGUGGAUAGUUUUACACCGAGAACGUGGAUAGUUUUACACCUAGAACGUGGAUAGUUUUACACCAAGAAUGUGGAUAGUUUUACACCUAGAACGUGGAUAGUUUUACACCUAGAACGUGGAUAGUUUUACACCUAGAACGUGGAUAGUUUUACACCUAGAAAGCUUUUUCUAUCAAAUUGACUGAAUUUAGCGGUAGUAAUAUUUACAAUGUAGAGCUCUACCCUGAUUCACAUAUAUAUAUAUAUUUUAUAUACUCCUGUAUUAUACCGACACAGUUCUACUGAAAUAAAACCUUUACUGUACCCAUAUUGAUUCACCAUUUUACUGUAAAUGAUGUAUCGGUUAGCGGUUGAAUUAGAGGAACACUAAUAGUGCUUGUCUUUUAUUUCUGUUAAAUUACAAGGAAACAUUGUAUUUACUUCGCUAUUGUAUGUUUAGACUUGCAAAUAAAAUCCUUUAAAACCA